Molecule: messenger RNA, 480 nt
Organism: Aspergillus eucalypticola CBS 122712
Lineage: Eukaryota; Fungi; Ascomycota; Eurotiomycetes; Eurotiales; Aspergillaceae
Exons: 4
Coding region: 1-480 (159 amino acids)
Source: RefSeq, a predicted model, not a curated record
AUGUCGCUUAUGCCCGCUUAUGCAGCAUCCCAUCUGUACAUCAAUGACUAUCUUCUUCCCCUGAAAUCAUUUACCUACCAGUUUUUGGGUCCGACUGCCAAUUUGGCCGCAAAUCUUGGUUUAAUUCCCGUCGUGCUAAAUACGGCGACCGAUCCCCAUCCAACUUAUCACCAAAUUCACACAAGAACAGCCCUGUCAAAUCCCAAACGAAACGAGCCUUACUCGCUAAGCGACGAGCUCUACAAUCACAAUGAGGGAUUAAUCAACAGAACCAAUGUCUUGGCUUCAAGAAACACACAAAGCACAGGAACAAGAGCAAAACCCCAGAUUAAACCAAUGGGAACCCCAACACCCCAUCCUUCGCAAUCUAUACCCCUUUGGGCAAAAAGUAACAGCAAAGAAAAAGCAAAAAAUAUUUCGGGGUCUAAUCAAUAUGUGUCAAAAGUAGUACUACUUACUCCCGAUCCUGCGUGUGCCUGA